This is a messenger RNA of Osmerus eperlanus (European smelt), 1216 nucleotides long. It is a transcript of the gene cimap1b, whose product is annotated as ciliary microtubule associated protein 1B. The coding region runs from base 146 to 919 and encodes 257 amino acids. Gene Ontology annotation, cellular component: cytoskeleton. NCBI's taxonomy places the organism in Eukaryota, Metazoa, Chordata, Actinopteri, Osmeriformes, Osmeridae. The record is from RefSeq and is a predicted model, not a curated record. The transcript is spliced from 7 exons.
GUUGCUAAACACUUUAGCGCAACUUCAGUUCAGCUGUAGAUUGUGACCUGACGCUCGACGUCAUAAUUGCGCUAAAUGUUGCUAAAAGACAUUCAUAGAAUCAAAGACAUUCGACUGACUGUUCAACUUGGAAGAAGGACUAAUCAUGACAGGUAGGGAUGUUUGGGUUGGGUCCUGGAGGCCACACAAGCCCCGAGGCCCCAUAGCUGCGUUCUACAGCAGCCCUGGACCCAAAUAUGCUCUUCCAGGGGCCACAGGUAUGAACUUUCAUGACCCCAGGAAGCUGAAAGGUGCUGCAUUUAGCUUUGGGACACGUCACCGCCAGUUCUCUUCGGACUGCUCCCCCGGCCCAGGAUAUCUGGUCCCUUCCAAUAUCACCAGGGUGGGUCGAGAUGGGACUCCCGCUUACUCCCUCUACAGCCGGCCCAAGGACAUCAUGCUAUUCCAGACCCCUGGGCCAGGGCGUUACUCCCCAGAGAGGGCAGGAAAGUCAGCCUACUACUCUUCUCCUGCCUACUCCCUUUCUGCCAGGAGCAAAGGAUUCCUUAAUGACCAGACACCAGGACCUGCUGCCUACAUGCUGCCCUCUGUGCUCGGGCCAAACACUGUUAACAAAACCUCAGCUCCAAACUUCUCCCUCCGCGGACGCAGCAAGAUUGGCAGCUUCCAUGAGGACCUGCAAAAGACUCCUGGCCCAGGGACUUAUAGAGUGGUGGACCCCUGCACCUACAAGCAUAAGCCUGCCCAUUACAGCAUGACUGGCCGUAACAGCAUGCCUGGAGAUACCACCAGGAAACCAGGCCCUGGGGCCCACCAUCCUGAGCAGGUGACCUUCACAAGGGUCAAGCCUCCAAGCUUCUCUUUUGGAAUCCGCCACUCUGAGUUUAUUGCGCCACUUAUUGUGGAUGUUGCUGAAUAAGUAUCUCUUCUUACCCCUUGCCAUGUUCCUUUUACCUAUAAAUAAACACUGCAGGAUCAACAAUCCUCUACACUGACAAAUGAUUACUUAUUCUGAUAAUCCAGCAUCAUAUACAAAUGUCUAGAUUAAGAGUGAAGAAUUGUUUUGAAGAGUGCUGUGCCAAGUAUUCAUACUUUUAUGUCAAUGCUACUUCUGAUUUUAUGAUUGUCUUAAAUGACUACUUUAGGAAAAAGAUAAUCUGUGGACAUUGUCUAUUGAUAUUCAUUAUUAGAUUGUGGUUCAUCAUCUGUAAUGCGC